ACUCAGUGCACAAGAAGCUGUGGGAGGGGGAGCAUCUCUCGCCAAGUGCUCCGCUGAAAUAUGUAGUGAAAAAAAAAAAAAUAAAAAAAAUAAAAAAAAAAUAGUAAUAAAGAAAUUGGAAAAAAUAGGAGAGGAAAAGAUCAUUAAGAAAUAACGUGUGCUAUGGAAAUAAGAUGCGGAGUGUUACAAAAUGGCUAAAACAAGAGAGGAAUUAGUCGGAAAAAGAUUUUUAAGCGUAUCUGGUGGUAAUACCAAAUUAAAGUUAUCAAAAAUCACUGAGUGGGAUUGGAGGGCUGGGGUGAUCCGGGCUUGUACCCACACAGACUCCAAACACCACGAUCUGCAGGUGUUGGUGGAAUACGAUGACGUAGAGUGGCAGAGGAGGGAGUGGGUUCACGUCUAUCGGGGCCAGGUGUUCCAAAUAUUCUUGCUGGAGCGAACUCUGGCGUGGGCAGCAAGGAAACACCCCACCAAACUCCGCGCCUCACCUGUACCCUGGCCCGCCCUGGUGUACGUGCCCCUGGUGGAUCAGGUGGGCAUUUCAGAGCACAAGUACCGCCCCGUGGAGUACCUGGGCGACAGAGGGCUGGACUACCAUGACUACUCUCAAAUCAAACCGUAUCAGGAUGGAGACCUUGGAUGCGUGGGCGGCGAGGAGUCACUGCGGGCGCUGCGGGCGUGGCUGGGGGAGCAGGACGGCCAAAGGAUACUGCUCACCACGCCCUCGGUCCUGGUGGGCUUCCGUGUGCAGGUGUACCGCGCCGAGGGAACGACACAAUGGUACACUGCUGUCAUUGUGGGCUACAACGAAACCACCAGAGAGCUGACGGUGACAGAUGACACAGUACUAGAGGAACACUCAGAGGACCCCAGCUUGGUGCAGAUCAGACUCAUAGGAGAGGGAGUUGUGGAGAGUAUUCUUCGUGGAGAAAAUGUUGGAAUCACGCCUCGAAGGUCACGCACCGCGACCAACAACCACCAUCAGUCAGGGGUGCGUCACAUCAGGAGGGACGGGGUGUUGCCUGGUCGGGGAAGGAAAAACGCCCUUAGUAGACCAAGCAAUCUCCACCCGAACUCCACCCACACCCUGCCCCCCGCCCUGCCCUCCUCCACCACCACCACCACUACCACAACCACCACCCCCUCCUCCUCCCCGCCACUCUCCCAUCAUCACCACCACCACCACCAUAACAACAACAACAACCACCACCACCACCACAGCCACCCCGCCGCCACCACCACUGCCACCACCACCACCACCUCAUCCACCACCACUACCACCACCACCACCGUCACUGCCCACGCCACCUCCGCGUCCCCCUCCACCUAUACCCCCUCCACCUUGUCCUCCGCCCCCUCCACCCCCUCGGAGGACAGAGAGAGUCCCCUCCCGUCGGUGGAGGAGGACAGACAGGCCCAGCAGGCGUCGGCAGCAGCAGAGGCAGCAGCAGCGGCGGCAGCAGCAGCAGCGGCAGCAGCAGCAGCAGCAGCGGCCGCCACCUCGCCGCCACCCACACCACCAUCACCGCCGCCUCAGCCACCGCCCACCACAUCGUCAUCGCCCCCCGCGGAGGACGCGCCCCCCGACAAGAGGGGCACCACCCACCACCACCACCAUCACCACCACUUGCACCACCACCACCACCACCCGCCACGCCCGCACGCCCCGGAGCAGCCCCAGCAGGCGGACGCGCCGCAGGACAGCAAGGCCUCGCCGGGGCCCAGCGAGGGCGUGCACAGCCCAGACAGCGAGCAGGAAGGCGAGGCGGCCAGCAGAGACGGCGCGGCGGGCAGGGAGGGCAGGGAGGGGCGCAGGGAGGCCGAGGGCGGCGCGGGAGGCAAGAAGGAGGCCAAGGAUGUCCCGGCAAAGGACAUUCCUCUGAGACAAGUCCGCGUGCACCUGCAGCAGGUGAAGGACCGCCCAGCUCCCCCUGAGGCCUCGCCCCCGCCUCCGCCCUCCCCGCCCCAGCCCCAGCCCCACCACACCAGGAGGCGGCAGGCCCUGGAGGGCACGCCGCCCCCCGACAGGCAGGACCAACCCGUGCCCGACAGUACAGAGAAAAGCAGCCCCUCCACGCCCGCGCCGCCCAGCCCCAGGCAGCCCACGCCCCCGAGGGAGGACGCCCGCGCCAGCCCCUCGCCGCACGCCGCCACAGACAAGGAGUCCAGCUCCCCGCCGCCGCCGCCGCCGCCGCCGCCGCCGCCACAGUCGCCGCCCGCGUCCACCAAGGACCAGCUGCUGAGGAAAUUCAAGUUCCAUCUGUCCAAACAGCUCAAGGUGCAGCUGUCCCGCCAGCUGCCCCGCCACAUCGCGCCGCACCACCACCACGCGCCGCACCAGCAGCACCAGCAGCAGCAGCAGGCCCGGGACAAGAACAGCAGCGGCAGCAGCACCCCGCCGCCACAGACCACAGCAAGCAAGAGAGCGUCUGGCGCCAGCAACAAGCAGGCGUCAAGCAGGGCACCCGCGCAGCAGAGGAAGAGACGCCAGACGCCAGCCAGGCAGCAGACACAGCAGCAGACGCAGCAGCAGCAGCAGCAGCAGCCAGCGACAGGCAGAAGGAAAGCCACCGCCCCAGCAGACAGGAAGAAAAAGCGGAAGCUAGUCAGGGUCCUGCAGCAGGGCGAGAAGCGACCAGGUUUGUGUUUGUGUCCAUCUCUCCACGUGUACGGGUGCGGCUGGCGUCGUGACCCGCGCGGGCGUGGCGGCAGCAGUGUCACCAGUGAGGCUUCUUCAGGAGAGGAGGACGGCCGCCGCCCCCCGCCACGCUCCUUCACCCCCGCGGCGGCGCCUCUAGACAAGCACCACAGUGAGGAGGAAGCCCAUCCUACAUCCUCCUCCUCCUCCUCCUCCUCGUCGUCGUCCUCGUCGUCGUCAUCAUCGUCGUCGUCGUCGUCGUCGUCGUCAGGCAGCGGGCCCUCCACGCCUGACCACCGCCCUGUCCGUAGGACCUUCCGUAGUAGUCGUCUGAGGGGCGAUAGCGACGCCGUCAGUCUCUCGUCGUCGUCGCCGUCGUCGUCAUCGUCGUCGUCGUCGUGCAGUGGGAGCAGCACCCCCGAGCCGGAGCUCCCCACGCGGCCGCCGUCACGCCGCGUCGCCGCCAAAGCCGCCCUCCUCCGCCGCCAGAAGCUCGGGGUCCACGCCCCCACCGGCGGCAAGCGCGGCCCCGCAGCCCACCGCCGCCGCUCCCCCCAGGCCUGGCGUAGCCUCUCGCCCCCGUCCCGCGCCUCCCACACGCCCCCGCCUCCCGCGCGUGGCCGCGGCACCCCAGACAAGACCCCCGCGGGCGGCGAGGACGGCCGCUGCCUCAAGAGGAAGAACGUCAGCCCGACGCGCGCCCCCGGCAAGGCCCACCGCUACGGCCCCCGCGGCGCGGCGCCCCACAGGCAGCCCCCGCGCUCCCCCCACUCCCCGGUGAACAGUAACAAGGCCCCGGAGGCCCCGCCCCGCCGCGCCCCCAAGACACCCUCCCCGAAACCCCCCGAGGCCAAGCCUGCUCCCGACGCGGCGCCCAAGUCGCCCGCCACCCCCUCAGCUCCUGAGGCUAAAAGUCCCCCUGCCGCAGACGCCAAGGCCCCCAGCCCCGAGGUAAAGGAGCCCCGCACCCCAGACGCCAGGCCUACGCGUACCCCAGACGCCAGGUCGCCGCGCACCCCAGACACCAAGUCGCCCCGCACCACAGACGCCAAGUCACCGCGGACCCCAGACGCCAAAUCCUCCCGCACUCCUGACGCCAGGUCAUCGCGCACCCCGGACGCCAGGUCACCCCGCACCCCGGAGGUCAAGUCUCCCCGCACGCCAGACGCCAGGUCGGGCACCCCUGAAGGCAAAUCACUCACGCCGCCCCGCGCCAAGUCACCAUUCGCGCGAAACACCAAGCCCCCUGCUGACACCAAGCCCCCCUCGUCUCCUGAGGCUAAAUCUCCACCUACCCCUGUGGCCAAGCCCUCCCCAGCCCCCGACACUAAGCCCCCUCCACCCCCUGAACCCAAGGCCCCCGCUCCUGACACCAAGCCCCCUCUCCCUGACACCAAGGCCCCUCUCCCUGACACCAAGCCCCCUCUCCCUGACACCAAGCCCCCUCUCCCUGACACCAAGCCCCCUCUCCCUGACACCAAGCACCCACCUCCUGACAUAAAGGAGCCAUUCCCUGACAUCAAGGCCCCAGUCCCUGACAUCAAGCCCCCACCCACAGAUGUAAAACUCUCCCCAGUCCCUGAUACAAAGGCCCCGGCCCCUGACGCCAAGGCCCCGCCCACUGCCCCUGACACCAAGCCCCCGGCCCCUGACACCAAGCCCCCGGCCCCUGAUAUCAGGCCCCAGUCUCCUGACAUCAAGGUCUUGGGCCCUGACCCCAGAGCCCCAGCCCCUGACACCAAGCCUCCCGCAGCCCCUGACACCAAGCCCUCCUCACCCCCCACCCUAAGCUCCUGUGCCCCCACGCCAAGCCAGCUUCCCUCGCCAAGCCCCCAGCUGCCCCUGACGCCAAGCCCCUCUCCAGCACACCCAGCAAGCCCUCCCCGCCCCCCGCCGCCACCCCCGCGUCAACCCUUGACAGCAAGCCCCCGGCCAGCCCCACCACCAAGCCCUCUUCACCCCCAGACUGCAAGUGUCAGCCCAAGGCCCCAGGCCCUCCCCUCGCCCCCAGGGUCACCCAGUCAUCCCCCUCCCCUGAAGCAAAGCUUCCCCAGCCCUCCACCACCAGACCCGCCCCGCCCCCCGCCACCCAGGAGCCACCACCACGACCCCCGUGCCCCCCGCCGCCCCCGGCGGACUCAUCCUCAGAGGACCCCGUGGUGGUAUAUGAGAAGACCAACAGCGGCCCCCCACGCUGCUCCCCACCAGGUCGCCGCCUCCCAGAACACCCCCCGGUCCCCGCCCGUGCCCCCGCUCCGCCCCCACGCCCGCCGCCCGUUGUCGAGGAGGAAGUGCUGAUCGUCGGUGAAGGCCGCGCUGCCCACUCGCCGCCCAGCAGCAACGUCAGCCUCGCCCCGGGAUGUGCCCGGCCUCCGCCAGGGGAGUGCCCGCUGCUUAGGGAGGAGGCGCCAGGCAGCAGCAGCAGCAGCAGCAGCAGCAGCAGCAGG
Molecule: messenger RNA, 5085 nt
Organism: Scylla paramamosain (green mud crab)
Lineage: Eukaryota; Metazoa; Arthropoda; Malacostraca; Decapoda; Portunidae
Product: proline-rich protein 36-like
Exons: 9
Coding region: 191-4936 (1581 amino acids)
Source: RefSeq, a predicted model, not a curated record